CGCGCCGGCGAGACCGCGAGAGCGGCGCCCGCCCCGGCAGGGCGAGGGAAGGCGGCGCAGCCCGCGGGCAGGAAUCUGGAUGAGGACGUGUGUGCGGGCGAGGCAGCCCCUCGGGCAUGAAGGGGACCGCGGGAACGCUGUCCUGCCCUGCAGCCGAGCGGGGACAUCAGGAAGACAGCUGCCUUCAGAUGAUACAGAACUCACUGACAGUUGCUCUUGCUUCAGUCCUACUUCAUGAGAACUUCAGAAGUUGCUAACUGAGCAGAUGGUACGUGAACAAUACACGACAACGACACCAGGCACGAGCCUAGAAAGGCCGAAGAAUGAAUACAUCUACAAAAUUGGAAUUUAUGGCUGGAGAAAGCGUUGUCUCUACCUGUUUGUUCUCCUCCUGCUUAUCAUCCUAGUUGUGAAUUUUUCUUUGACGAUUUGGAUUCUUAAAGUGAUGUGGUUUUCCCCAACUGGAAUGGGACACCUGCGAGUUACGAAAGAAGGCCUUCGACUGGAAGGGGAAUCUGAAUUCCUGUUCCCUCUUUAUGCCAAAGAAAUCCAUUCGAGAGUGGACUCAUCACUGCUUCUCCAGUCUACUCACAAUGUGACCGUGAAUGCUCGCAAUUCAAACGGGGAAGUCACAGGCAGAUUAAAUGUGGGUCCUAAAAUGGUAGAAUUCCACAGUCAGCAAUUUCAGAUCAAUUCAAAGGAUGGAAAGCCACUCUUUACAGUGGAUGAAAAUGAAGUUGUAAUUGGCACAGAUAAGCUUCGAGUCACAGGGCCUGAAGGAGCACUUUUUGAACAUUCUGUAGAAACACCACUUGUGAAAGCAGAAGCUUUUAAACAGCUUAGGCUGGAAUCACCAACUCGAUCUUUGAGCAUGGAUGCACCACGAGGAAUUAAUAUCAAAGCACAAGCUGGGAAUAUUGAAGCUCUUUCCCAGAUGGAUAUCAAACUACACAGCAGUGAUGGCGUGCUUCUGCUUGAUGCUGAAACUGUUCGACUGCCCAAGCUGCCUGAGGGUGCGAGGGGUGGAUCCGGGAUUUCUCAGGGGCUCUAUGAAAUCUGUGUGUGUCCAGAUGGAAAGCUCUACUUGUCAGUGGCCGGCGUGGGCUCUACUUGCCAAGAGUACAGCCGAGUCUGCCAGUGAGGCACCCGAAAUGGCCGCGCACCCCCUUGCGCAUCUGAGUUUUGUAUCACUCCUACCGGGCGUUACUGAAAGCAUAUUUUUCAGCAUUUUAAAAACAAAGCACUUACAAUUUAGGAAACAAAUCUGCAUCUACAGUUCUGGAAUACAGGGUGUAAGGGGAAGAAGAGCACAAAUGACAUUUCCACUUCAGAAGAAUGACUUGAAUCAAAUUACAUGUUUUGUCAGUAACACUUGGAAAACAGCCUUACAGAGAGCAUAAAAAAAUAAAACAAAUACGUUUCCUUGCUGAACUAUUAUUCAGUCAGAUGAUUAUGUCAUUGUUCAUAUUUUUGAGAUCCAUGGGUUUUUCCUUUCACUACAUGUAAACACUUACUGCAUUAGUGGGUGAAAUUAAAUUGAGGGAACUACUUGAAUUAUUUGUAAGACAAAGCAUUAUUUGGAGAAUUCAGAAAGUGCCAGCAAAUGGUCUAUGCAAUUUUGUUCUUGCAAUAACACAAGAUAGAAAAACGUAGUAUUUGUAUAAGUUCUGUGUAAAAUAUGUUAAUUUGCUAAUAGCUUUAUAUUUUAAUUUGGCAACACAUAUGCUGAUUUGCUUCUUACUGGGAUUCAUAUAAAAAUAACUAAUGCAAAAUGCUGUAGAAGUCAUGAAGGCCUCUCUGUGUCUCAGAUCCCUUCACUAUACAACAGAAAUAUGUUGUUAUAUUUUAUGAUAGCAAUUGUUUGUUCUACUGCCUGUACUGUCAUAUUCAUUUAAAUCCUUUUUAUUUUAGGACAUGCUAAUUCAACAAGGCAAUCUGUUGUGCCAGCUGGAUUAGUAAAAAGAAAAAAAAGUGUCUUCAGAUUGUCUGACACAAGGAACUAUUUGGGCAGUGGGAAAAAAAUCCUUUUAUGCAGCCCACAGAUUUCAAUUAAGAGGAAUAUUUCAUUUCCAUCUGCACCUGUUGACUGGUAUUUCUGAUCCUGUCAGACUGGGACUCCAUCACAAACAGAGAAAGUAAAAUUGUUAUUACUUUUUAGAUUAGGACUUUGGAUACAAAAUAAAUGCCCACCAGAGUUGACAAACCAUUUAUUGGUCUUGUAAAGAAACACAACUGCAGACCCGUUCCACUGUAUGGUGUUGCACUGAACCCAAAUAAAUUGUUUGCACACCUCUGGGUAGCAAGAUUUGUAUUUAGUAGUCUGUUGUUUAAACCUCAUGGGUUUUUAAUUCCUUUUAUGCCAUUUUUUGUAUAUACUCUAUGAUUUUACUAUCCAGGAAGGAGCUAUCACACAGUGCCUUGGUGUCUAUUUACAGAAGGAUUUUAACCCAUAGUGUUAGUAAACCACAAAUAUCCACCUUUUGGAAAAAAAAAGUGUUCAUCAUCCUUAAAACAGAAGAAUCAGGACAAAAUACUAACUUUUUUAAAACUUGCUGCUUUGGCUCUGGUGAGCAAGGGAAGAAAACCAGCACUCAGAUGAGAUGCCCAGGUACACACAAAAAUGAGGGCUGAGAAAGAGUCCCCCAUUAACAUUUUUCACUAAUAUUGUGGUAAAGCCCAGGGCAGUCCCUGCUUCAGGGGCUGCCUUUGCAAUUUCUCAGAGAGUCUGAAACUGCCCUUCUGCAGCAGGACACAGCCCUCAGUAAUUAAUGCUCAAAGAGCUUCAGUAGUGCAAGCAGGGAACACUUAAGGUGAGCUUAAGCAAGUGAAGGUUUCACAUGUUACCUGGACAGUGCUCCAAUUGCUGUUACACUGCCUAAAGGAGAUGUAGGAAGCCACACAUCUUCUAUAUCUGAAAUCCCUUUUCUUGGGCUUAGAAUCACUCACUCCUGUCUUCAGGAGUGAGUCCAGGGCUGUUGGCCAUAAGGAGAGAGAUGUUUGUUUCCACAGCUGUAUCUCUUGACUGUAUCUGUCUCUACAGCUAAGCUCUCAGCUGAGGCACUCUUCAACACUUUAACAGAAACGUGUCUUCAGUAUUUCUUUAAAGUCAGUUUAGGUGGUCCCAGCUCUGUGCACAAGCUUUUACAAACCAAAAUACAAGCAGACUUGGCUUAUUCAUUGGAUAGAAAGUAUUAGUACUAAAAUAAAAGUCAGCAAAUAUCCUUACAUGUGCCAAUUACCUAAAAACUUCUGCUACAAUGAGCUUGGAGAACUGUAAUGUCACCAGUCUCUUACAGGUGCAGUAUUAACAGCAAAAUGGGGACUUGAGUCCUUAAAAAUUUGAACCAUUUUCUGACAUCAAGGAACAUAUGCCCACUUCCCUGGAGUAUCAAACAAAUAAUUCACCUAAUCUAACCCCUCAAUAUUAGCCAGAUACUGCAAAAUAGUUCAAAUCUGCUUGUUCUGCUGACAAUAGAAGCACAGCACUUUGAAGCUACGCAUUUUAAGCUUUUGUUUUGGAGGCACAUUUUCAAAUGUGAUUUGCCAGUUAAUUCACAGCAAGGGAUUGAACUGAGGCUUUCCAGGCAAGAAUAACUGACCCUACAGAGCUAUGAAAAUCAGGGUGCAGUCCCCUGGCUGGUAACACUGUUAAGUAGGAUGGCACUUCAUUUAGGCACUGCAGUAACUACCACCUUUCUUGUAGAGAUAAAUCUUCUGCACCUGCUUCAUUUCACAGGUGGAUUCUGAGUAGUACCAAAACCUAAAGAGAUCUGCUGUACCCUCAGCACUGCCAUCACCCAGAUCACCAAUGUGAUCCUUUUCAUUGCUUAAAUUGCAUUCUAUUUUCAUUAUGCUACAACACUGACAUCAGAAGUAUUUUUCCAGUAUAGAAGUUGUGCACAUUUUGGCAACAUCUUGUCACUAUUUUUUUUCUCCUAGGUGUGGUUAGCAGAGAAACAAAAUGUGUGCUAAAAUUACCAGUGUAAUCAGCUGAUGCUAUAAUUUUAAUUGGUGUUAAUCUCAACAUAGUUAAUUCAAAAUUACUGUUUCUACUUGAAUCAAACUUCAGUAAAUAGAGUAACAGAAAAUGAUGGCACAGGGAAGUGAGAGUAUACAGCUCUGUAGUUUAUUUCCAAAAGUAUUAUCCAGAGAAGAGAAAAAAAGCACUACCAGCAUAGCUGAUUUGUUUGCAUAUUUACUCCCUCAAAAAGAAUUAUUUACAGCAGUUCUGGCAACUGGUUGCAAUUGUAACACAGUGGAAAAGUGAUAGAAAAACUUCACUGGUGAUUGCCCAAACAAGAGCUUUUUUUUCCAUUUCACAGUCCUUUAGUAUUUGCAUUUGUCUAUCUUUAUAUAGCUUUAUGCAAAAGGAAAUUGCAAGAAUUGGAAACUGAGUCCUUGAAUAAACUUUAUACAUUUUGAACAGUCUGCUUCUGCUUUUGUAUUCAAAUGAAACACAGGGUAAAUUAAUGCUUUCAUGUUAAAAACAAACUUAUUUUUCCAAGACUAAGAAUGUGAAAUGUACUUUAUUUAAAAUAUGAACAAAAGUCUUGGUCCCAACUGAAAAUGUACUUCGCAGAAUUUACAAAAUGCUUUACAAUUAGGUUUCAUUUGACAUCUAGAAUUCCUUUAUCUUAAUCAGUAGUAGGUGAAAGUAAACAAAGAAAUUAUGGUAGUGCUACUGAAUUAAUCAUCCAGAAAACAAACUGAAGGUAAACAGUUUUGAUUAAAAAUUCAUUGACAAAUCCCUUCGUGUGAAAAAAAUGUGUGCCUUCUUCAAAUGAAAACAUUUACUUUGGCUGCCAAGUUUAGUUAUUUUUUAACUAUUCGUUCUGCCUUUGUUUCCUGAGACCAGUCCAAUCUUUCUCAGAGUUUAGAUCCAGCACCAGAAAAUCUCAAAGAUGGUACUACCCUCCUCUACUUUAAUUGGAGAAAUUGCAAUAGAUUUAAAUACAGCCUUGUUUAAAGCAACCCAAGUAGACCAGUAGCAAGGGAAUGCAAUCGUAUUUUAAAUCCUGUUUCACAAAUCAUUACAGUAACUUCACUGUAAUGAUAAUGAUUUGAAUACAAAUAGUGGAAAAUUGCAUUUUUUUACAUGAUUAAAACAUUUAUUUUUCUUCUGGUAGUCAGCCGCACAAAAAUCUAUUUUCCUUAACAACAACAACAACAACAAAAGUAUUUUUCUUGUUACUAAUUGCUGAGGCAAGUGUCCCGUGCUUUUUGGAAUAGCUGCAUAUGCCAUUGUUAGAGAGAAAAGCUUUUAAAGCACAAGAUAGUAAGAAGCCUAUCCAGGCUUAUUCCAACUGCAGUUCCGUUGAUUUAAGCUGCCCAAUGUAUGGUUAAAUCAGCUUCCUAUACCACUGACAUUUGUUAAACUCCUCAACUGUAAUUUUGGGAGACGAGAACUGAAGCUUUUCCUAGAUAAACUGCUGGUACCGUGGAAGGUAGGAGAUAAACCUGAAUUAGACAUUUUCUCCAAUGAGAACUCAUUUAAUGUGCAGAAUUACUUGUUAAAUGUAUUUCUGUGGAAUCUACAUGCUAAUAUUUACUUCUACAGACCCUUACUACAGAAUCAUCACAUCCUAACUGUUCUAAGCUUCCAUAUACCUGACUUAGACACAUUGCCAAAUCUCCCAGCUGUGCCAAAAGGAAGAAUCAAUUAAGAUUUUAUUUAUUUGUUUUUAUUUUUAAUCAGAAAUUAAAUGGCACUUUAAAAAUCAUGUUCUGUCAGAAUACAGUUUCCUAGUCUCACAAAGUCUCUUUAUUUAGGCUAGCUGUUACAGUGAGUUAAGCAAAUAAGAAACUAGGAGACGUCCGACUGAGACACCACUCUUGCCUGUCUCUCUGCAGGCAAAUGUAAAUUUUAUUGUUAGUUUCAAUUCAGGAAUAAUAGAAUUAAUUAGUUUUUCAGUGUCAUUCAAGUUUUCUUUCUCAGCUUGGCUCAGUGUUUAAAAUUGCUUCAGACCAUUAGCUUCCUAAGAACUGGGACCCUUUUUGUUCUCAGUGUCACCUCUCAGCAGUAUAUAAAAAAAAAAAAAACAAAAUAAAAAUUAGUUUAGUGGUUCUACACAGCCAUUUUAACAGUUCAUAAUAAUAAUUAUGAAUAAUUAUUUUGCUGGUAAGGCAACAUAGGCUGCUUAUAAAACACAGUUUUACACUUUGAAGAUUUUCUUCCUCAAGAUCUCACGUAAAAACAGGAAAGUGUUCAUGGUGCUCCUGUUAAACUUUUGCAUGCUUCCAUGAGACCUUAUGUUUUAGCUCCAUUUAAAAUGAAAAGCAUGAGAACUGUUUCCUUUUCAAGUAUUUUGCUUACCCUGAAUACUGUUCAUCUGACUUGAUGCAUGAAGCCAAAAAACACAAAGGAAUCUAUCUGAAAAAUACGGGGAGUUAACUAAACAGAUUUAUUUCAUGGCACACCAGGAUUUGUGUUUUACUUACAUGCUAUUUAUUGCAAAACAUCAGCAAAAUGUACAAUUUCUUUGAGAAAACUGCAAACAUUUGCCAUUGCAAAAAAAAAGUUUCCUUUUCAAUAGUAUUUUAAUAUUUGUACAAUUAUUUAGAAUUAAUUUUAAAAAAAGAUUGUGUAUUUACCUAUAUAAAAGCUUCAAAUAAUAGUUAAAGUUAGCUUACAUUAUAAAACCAAAACACAUCGGACUGAAAUAUAUGUUUGCAUUUUUCUUUAUUAAAUGUAUGGCACUUAAUUUAAUAGCAGAAUUAAUAAUAAUAAUAAUCGGGCUCCACAAUCAGAAGCAGUAUCACUUUCCAAAUGUCACAUUUCUUGAACAAGGCCUUUAUAAUUUACUCAGGCAGACCUCACCAUGACUUUUUAUUUUUAGAUUACAACACUAUCACAGAUGUAUCAGCCCUGCAAGCUUGAUGUUGUUUAUUUGUAUUCAGUAAGUUAAAUUGCAGAUUCAUUGUGCUGUCAAGUACACAGGUGUAACAGCAUGCCACUGGAAAAUGUCUGACAUUUAUGUUUAAUGUGGCUGAUCCAGCAAAGAAAAAUCCUUCCAUUUAGCAUUAUCCUUUCAUUUUUUAUUUUUAAUUUUUUUUUACAAAAAACUAAUGUUCAACAUACUGCAUGACAUUACCAAAAGUAUUACAAACUAUAAAAGAAAGACUGUGAACUAAUAAUCAGAUUUCUCGAGGGCUGUAGUGAAUAAUAAAAUAAAACCAGCAUUACAUUGCAGCACCUUGAAACAUGUAACAAAAAACAGUGCUUUGUGUACACCAAAAUGAGUUACUGAAUUGUACUAUUACCAAUGUUUGUGGAAAAAUACAUAUAUAUGUACAACAAAAAGGCACACACACGGGGAAAAAAGGAACUCAAGCAUUUAGGCAUCUGAAAACUGAGUUUUGGUGUUCCAAAAAAAAUCAUAAAACACCAUAUAAUAAUGUUCACAGAUUUUUAUAUCAUCCACAUGCUUUAUCAUGAAACAAAAAAUGACAGGCUCUAAAAAGAAAGUAAAUUAAAUACUUCAUUAUUUUAUAAUAAAGUGAAUGCAAUCAAUGCAUGACAUGACAUGGCAUGUUAAAUCAAGUAUCAUUAUUCAGCAUUAAAAUAACUGUACCAGUUUACAGAUACUAAACUACCCUUUAAAUGUUUACAGUGUGAUGCUGCAACAAAUUUAUAAUCAGAUCCAGCUGAUAAGAAUAUUACUAUGAGUGACAUGAGUGUCCACAGAAUCCAAAAGUAUACAGAUAUGCUUUGGAGCAGUAUCUCCAAAGUUAUUUUAGCUUCCACCCCAUUUCCCAUUUCAUUGUAUAUCCAGUCUUAAGUACAUUGAAAACUGACAUUAUCCUUUCAGAAACAUUACAUUAAAUGAAA
This is a messenger RNA of Catharus ustulatus (Swainson's thrush), 7828 nucleotides long. It is a transcript of the gene SGCG, whose product is annotated as sarcoglycan gamma. Gene Ontology annotation, biological process: cardiac muscle tissue development; heart contraction. Bases 266 to 1141 code for a protein of 291 amino acids. The record is from RefSeq and is a predicted model, not a curated record. The transcript is spliced from 9 exons. Gene Ontology annotation, cellular component: sarcoglycan complex; sarcolemma. Lineage: Eukaryota; Metazoa; Chordata; Aves; Passeriformes; Turdidae.